Symbiodinium natans is the source of this 429-nucleotide messenger RNA. The record is from the annotation of a GenBank genome assembly. Lineage: Eukaryota; Dinophyceae; Suessiales; Symbiodiniaceae.
AUGGCAUCCUCACUCGCCCCGACGGCUCUUCGUAUGAAGGAAGCUUCCAAGGUGGGAGAGCGCAUGGCUUUGGGAAGUUCGUGGCGGCCAAUGGAAACAUCUACGAAGGCGAAUGGUUCCAGGACCGUGCCCAAGGCCAGGGAAAGUAUACGCAUGAAGAUGGCAGCACCUACGUGGGGCAGUGGCUCCAGGACGAGAAGGCGGGACGGGGCAUUGAGCGAUGGGCUGAUGGCUCUCAGUAUGACGGCGACUUCCUGCAAGGGAGCAAGCACGGCUAUGGCGUGUACAAAGCUGCCAAUGGAAACAUCGUCUACGAGGGCCAGUUCAACAACGACCGCAUGGACGGAGAGGGCACGUAUCACUUCUCUGAUGGGCGCGUCUACGUGGGAGCGUGGCAGAAGGGCCACAUGUCCGGGAAGGGGGCUAUGA